Fomitopsis serialis is the source of this 897-nucleotide messenger RNA. Its product is annotated as UbiA prenyltransferase family-domain-containing protein. Bases 1 to 897 code for a protein of 298 amino acids. Gene Ontology annotation, cellular component: mitochondrial inner membrane. Gene Ontology annotation, biological process: ubiquinone biosynthetic process. Lineage: Eukaryota; Fungi; Basidiomycota; Agaricomycetes; Polyporales; Fomitopsidaceae. The record is from RefSeq and is a predicted model, not a curated record. Gene Ontology annotation, molecular function: 4-hydroxybenzoate polyprenyltransferase activity. The transcript is spliced from 9 exons.
AUGUGCGCGACCUUCAGCCCUUGCGCGCCGCAGUCAUGGAGCGGACUUCUCGUCACCGCGACGAUCAACGAUAUCGGAAGCACUAUUCUCUUUUUCUGGCCCUGCAGAUUUGGUCUCACCGCUGUCCCACUGCGCAGUUUGGGGCUUGACAAUGAGUGCAUACCGUCUGGAUCUUCCCCGGAGACCAUUGCCAUACAGGCUGUUGCGUACCUCGUUGGCUGGACUUCGACCGUCAAGUCGGAUUUAGAGCGCACCAAGACUCGUCCUAUUGCCUCCGGCGUCAUCUCGGUACCCGCCGCCCUUCUGUUCCUUCUAGUGCACUGUAUUGCGUUCUUCGCCAUUCUUGCGCUAGCUGGUUUCCAGGCCUUCGUUGUCGGAACCAUUGGCUUUUUCACCUGGGAGGCGAUUUACCCUCUAUCGAAGCGUUUCACUAACUGGCCUCAAGCCUUCCUUGGAUUCGACUGCGCAUGGGGUUUCCCCGUCGUCUGGAUCUCUGUGAAUGGGGUUUGGGACUGGAAACUCGUGACGGCCAUCGUCCUCGGCAUCACUGCCUGGACCAUCCACUUUGACACGAUCUACGCGCUCCAGGACAAGGAAGACGACAUCAACGCCGGCGUUCACUCUUGCGCGCUCCUGUUUGGUGACAAAGUCCGCCCGAUUUUGUCUGUAUUCGCCACCUUCUUCGUCGGGACACUGGCGUACGCCGGAUACCUGAACCACCAAGGGGCUUUCUACUAUGUCAUUACCGUUGGCGGCACGGGUCUGCAUAUGCUAUGGCAGCUCCUGACUCCCGAUCUCGUGGCUAACGGCGGCAAGAUCUGGAAGUCGAACGGCCAGUUGGGCUACCUCGUGGAGGCGGGCUUGCUCGCCGACUACAUCCACAAGGUGAUCAUGUAA